UAGGGUUUUGAUAUCCAGUCUUUUUAUCAUCCCGACUCAGGUUAAGAGCUGCCGUUUCUCUGCGCCUUCGCCCUUCCAAGAGCUUCAAGCUUUCCAUCCUCUUCGGGGCACAUUCAGUCAUGGCGGACAAGGCAGUCACUAUCCGGACCAGGAAGUUCAUGACCAACAGGCUCCUCUCCAGGAAGCAAUUCGUCAUUGAUGUUCUUCACCCAGGCAGACCCAAUGUCUCAAAGGCUGAGCUGAAGGAGAAGUUGGGCAGAAUCUACGACGUGAAAGACCCAAAUGCCAUCUUUGUUUUCAAGUUCAGAACUCACUUUGGUGGUGGAAAAUCUACCGGGUUCGGUUUGAUCUAUGAUUCUGUUGAGAAUGCCAAGAAGUACGAACCAAAGUACAGGCUGAUCAGGAACGGACUCGACACCAAGGUAGAGAAGUCAAGAAAGCAAAUGAAGGAAAGGAAGAACAGGGCCAAGAAAAUCCGUGGAGUUAAGAAGACCAAGGCUUCAGAUGCUGCCAAGGCAGGAAAGAAGAAAUGAGGAUGCUGGAGUUUUGUGCUUAUCACCAAGGAUCGUCUGCAGAAUUGGGUUGCUUUCUUUUUAAUAGUCUCUUUUAGUUUUCGUUUUAUUACUCCUAAAUGAAGUUAUUAUGUUAAUCAGUGAUUUGGUUGAUGGUGACUAGUGAUAUCAAAACUUGUUCAACAUUUUUGACGUUACAGUUAAUAUAUUUCCUUGCUUUUCCAU
Messenger RNA from Cucurbita maxima (winter squash), 737 nucleotides. RefSeq names its product 40S ribosomal protein S24-1. Bases 120 to 533 code for a protein of 137 amino acids. Gene Ontology annotation, biological process: translation. Lineage: Eukaryota; Viridiplantae; Streptophyta; Magnoliopsida; Cucurbitales; Cucurbitaceae. Gene Ontology annotation, cellular component: ribosome. The transcript is spliced from 5 exons. The record is from RefSeq and is a predicted model, not a curated record. Gene Ontology annotation, molecular function: structural constituent of ribosome.